AGCCCUGUGCUCAGUCAAUUCUCCCUGAAUAAACAAUGAUGAUGAUGAUGAUGAUGAUGUUUGAGACGGGUCUGUGCACUGCACACUCCAUAGCCUUCAUUCCCAACAGUAGCUGACCCUGGUCCUGAAAUAACUUAACUGCUCAGGAGUGGCUGUGAACACUUUAUACAUUUCUUUGUGUAUUUCCUUCAACCAACCUUACGCAGUGUAAUUUCAGGAAUAUUGUUUAUAAGACUCUAAUGUAAAAUCAAUUCCGUCUUUCCAACAGCCACAGGAAGUGGGGCACUUGUUGCCAUGACGACGCGUUAAUAGGCUUUUGUUUACAGUGGUAACCAAAUCUUGAAAUGUGUAUCUAGCAAGCUAGCAGGAGUUUCAUGAAGUUAUAUAGUUAGUUGUAACUUUACUUGAUGUUUUACGUAUCGUAAAUUUAAUUUUUUCCCCUUAGAGUGUUCUUUUAUUUUCGUUAAAUUGCCUGAGUGUUUAAAAUGGAUUCUACCAGUCUGUUUUACGCUUUAGAUUUAGUCUCUGGCGCAGGUUUAACCCUGAGCAGUGAGCAGAAAGCAGCCCUGAAGACCUCACUGAUCAUCCUGCAGAAAAACUACAAGUUUCAACGUGUUCUGUUUUGGGGAAAGAUACUUGGUAUAACAGGAGAUUAUUUUAUCGCUCAGGGCGUAACAGACGAUGAGAUGAGAGAUAAGAAGACAUUAUACAGUUUGAAUUGCAUGGACUGGAACCUGCUGCCACCACCCACGGACGAGAUGACCGCAUACGUCAACAUUGCAGCAAUUGGGCGCUUCAUAGGAGACCCCUCACACGAGUACGAGUAUACGGAGACCCGGCGAUUUGGGGAGGGAGACGAGGCGCAGGAGGAGGAUAUUAUGAUAAAGGUUACUGAAGAAAAGCGUUUGGCCACUACUGUGGCUAGAAUUGAUCAAGAGGUGUCUGUUGUGCCACGGGGUGCUUACAUCAAGAAUCCCCACGGGACCGUGCAGAAAAACCGCAGCUUUGAGGGUCUGUCCUUUGGUGAAGCUGGCAAGCUGAGUAACUACCUGCACUUCAGUGAGCCCAAGCAACCCAGGAAGCUGUCCAUCCUGGUGACAGCAGAGUCUGACCCCUGCAAAGACUUCCUGGACCGUCUGAGCGAAGACCUACCUAAAGGGUCGUGGAGUAUCCAGUUUGAGCGUGGCAGCAGUGUGUGUGUUCUGCGUUCUCUCCUCUGGUUGGGUUUGAGUUUCUUCCACAUCCCUGAAACUCCACAGCAUGGAUACAUCUACAUGGGACCCGGCCUUAAGAACCUGGACCUGCCUUUUAUGCUGUAAACACACACACUCAACUUCUGUACACACGCAAACUAAUCACAGGAGAUGUGAGUCACAUUUACAGCCCCCCCCCACACACACACACACACACCUGGAAGUUCAUUUUUCAUGACUGAUUUUAUUUACACAAUAAAUGUUAUGUAACAAUAACUGCUCA
Clupea harengus (Atlantic herring) is the source of this 1476-nucleotide messenger RNA. It is a transcript of the gene rsph9, whose product is annotated as radial spoke head component 9. Lineage: Eukaryota; Metazoa; Chordata; Actinopteri; Clupeiformes; Clupeidae. The record is from RefSeq and is a predicted model, not a curated record. Gene Ontology annotation, biological process: motile cilium assembly; cilium movement involved in cell motility; axoneme assembly. Gene Ontology annotation, cellular component: axoneme; radial spoke.